AUGAACUUUGAAAGAUAACUUUAUGAAACUUAUUAAAUUGACCCAGAUCAAUUACAUAAAAAUAUGAACCAAGAAAAUCUGAUUAUUUUAUGUUAAUUGGCAGAUUAAAGUGAUAAUGAGAUAACAUUACAAAUUGUUGGAAGUUUAGUGUCUACAUAUAUUGAUUAGAAUCAUCAAAAUACACCAGAAUUUGGUAAGAUAUUUGAAUUUGCAUGGAAUAGAAUCAAAAGAUUUACAACUCAUUCUAGACCAGUCUAUCAUUUUUUUGCAUCCAUUAUAGCUAAUAUAAUUCUUCACUUUUAUGAUUAAAUACCUGUUUAAUAUUUUAAAGAAUAAUCCUAAAUAAUGAAUAAAUAAGUUUAUCUCAUUAUAAUUGAUACAGUAUUAAGAAGAUUGUAACCAUAAGAUCGAGUUGGAGAAUUCAAAAUUCUAGAUUCAAAACAAAAAGUUGUCAGAUAACAAUUUUUUAAACAUAAUCUUGAUUCCCUUCUAGAAAUCAUUACUACAAGUUUAAUUGGAAAUAAUAAUAAUAAUUCUGAUUUACAAUUAUUGGAUACUGCAAUUGAUCUAUUAAAUUUAUUAUUAUCUUCAGAAAUCAGAGAAGAUUUUACAGAAAAAGAUUGGCAUAAAAUUAAAAGAGCUGAAGUUAAAAAUAAAAGAAAUCUAUAAACUAUUAUGAAAGAAAUUAAAUUUUAAAUUUUAGAUUAAAAUGAAAUUGAAAAAAUGAUACAAAAUUAACAUUUAGAUCAUAUGGAUCCUAUCACUAAUCAUAUAAAAAUGGUUUGGUCUAUAGUCAAAUAUCAAUAAUUCAUUGCUAAAUUAACUGAAUUAUUACCAUUAAACAUUAAAAUAUGGGAAUCUCUUGGUAAAAUUUGUAAAAUUUAUUAAAAAUACUAUUCAAAUGAUAAAUAAAGUAUAGAUAUUAUAUAUUCAAUCACUUCAAAUAUUAUGGUAUCAGAUAUAUCAAAAAUUAAUUCAAUUAAUUUACUUAAUUUUGCAAGUAAGACUAUCUUUGCUAAUCAUACUCCUUAAUGGAUUGAAUACAAUUUAAAUUUAAUUAAAACUUUAACUACUAUAGAUGCUGUUUAAGUAGGACUUAAAUUUUUAAGAAAUCUUGUAAGAUUUUAAAGAUAAUUUGAUUAUACUCAAUUACAUUCAUUUGUUAUGCCUAUUAUUGCAAGCUUUUUUAAUUCUUGGAUUAUUCAAAAUAAUUAAUGGUUUAAUGAUAAAUUUUUAAGAAACAAUAUCAAACAUAUCUUAAAAGAAAUUAGUUGUUUUAUGAUAGAAUAAUAUUUAGAAUUCUUUGCUUAAAUUAUUUAAUUAAAUACUGACUAAAAUAUUUAAGAAUUAGCCUUUAAACAUUAUGCUAUGGGAUUGUUUGCAUCUAUUAAAAGUACAACAUAUUAACUCGAUGUUAUAAAUAAAUUAUAAUUUUACAAGAUGGAUUAAUUUUUAUAUCCAAUAAACUUAGAUUUAUUUAAAUCAUUUCAUUAUUAAGAACUUUAUAGUAAAGCAUUUGAUUUUGCAUUCUUAUAUUUGAAAAAUUAACCUCUUUUCACAGACAGAUUUUUGUAUAAAAUAUGGAAGGUACUUUUUGAUUAAUAAGCACUUAUCAAAUUCGAAGAGAUUAUAUAGAAAAUGUAAAUUGAUAGAAAAAAUAUAUUUAAUUUCAAUAGAAUAUUCUUAUUUAAUGAUCAAGAAUUAAUUUUGAAAUCUUUAAAGAUUUUCAUUAAUGCAAAAAUAAGAAUGGAAGAUUAAUUUUAUUAAAUAAAUCAAAUAAAUAUUCCAAAAGAAUGUUUUUCAGAAUUUCAUGAAUUUAGAAUCAUACCAAAUUAAAAAAUUAUAACAUUCUAUCAUAAAGUAAAGAUGUAUUUGUUGAAUGUUGAAAACGAAUCCAUAAAAGAUUAAUUAGCAUCUGAUCAAUUAAUAUAGAAGUUUAAGAAUGAUUUACUUUAAUUUUUAGAUCAAAUUUAAAAUACAGGAGAUAUAGUAUUUAUACUUUAAAGCAUGUUGAAUGAAAAUGUUAGAAGUCUCUAUGGAGUUAUUAUGUAAAUAAUUGAUGAUAAGGCAUAUUUAAUUUUAUUUGCUUAGACAAUUAAUUUUGAUAUGUUAAAAUUAACAAGAAUGAUGAUAAACACUACUGGAUAAAUUGGUUAAUUAAAACAAGUUAUGAUUGAUUAACUUUAUGAAUGGAUUUUAUAGGUAGUUAAGAAAGUUCAAUUUCAUUUAGAUUCUAUAAAUAAAGAAUUUAAUUAAGAAAGGUAAUUAGGAUAAAAAAGUAUAUAAAAUAUUUAUAAGCUUUAUUAUAAGCCUCUGCUAUAAUUAUUGAAGAUAUUCUAAAAUUUAAAAUACUUAAAUAGAUUAACAACAAGUAAGAAACAAAUAAGAAUUUAGAUUUAUUAAUCAAUUCUAUUAAUUUUCAAAUAUAUCAAUCUAAAUGAUUUAAGUAACUACAUUCACAAAAUGUCUUAAUUAUUUUAUGUGAUAUAAUGGGUAUUGGAAUUUGAAAUUACUAGACAAAUGAUAACUGAUGAAAUAUUUGGAAUUAUUUUAGAUGUAAUUCUAUAAUCUAUUUAUUUAGUUUAUAAACUGUGCAUUAUUAAUACAAGAAAAACGAUCCUUAAUGACUUGCUUAAAGAUUAUAUCAGAUAUCUAAACAUAUGAUUAGUUUAGCCAUUCUUAAUAUGUAUAUCUUAUUUUUAUUUUUUAGAUAUAAUAGAGAUUAAUAGCAGAAAACUGUCUAUUUGGAGCCUUUUUGUAUAAUCUUAGAAUUUCAGAUAUUUCAGUCUUGAUUUUAAGAUACUUUUAAAGAAUGCCUAAUGAUUUUAAUUUGUUAUUCUCUAAACUUAAAUAAAGAAUUUUACCUUACAAAAGCUAAGAAUGGGAUUAAAUUAUCAAUGUCAAGUUAGAUAAACUUUAUUCCAUCAUUCCAAAAUAAUAAUAGUUGGUUAAGAUGGCAACUUAAAACAAAUAAAUAGAAAAAACCUUUACAGAUUAUUUUUAUUAAGUUUAAUUAUUUUAUAAUUAUUAUCCAUGA
Messenger RNA from Paramecium sonneborni, 3037 nucleotides. The record is from the annotation of a GenBank genome assembly. Lineage: Eukaryota; Ciliophora; Oligohymenophorea; Peniculida; Parameciidae.